AUGGCUCGCGAACUCACCAAAGUCGUUUACAAACCAGAUCCUCAGAAAUCUGAAGAGUACAUUAUCAUCGUGAACCCAACAGAGUACAAGAAAUGGAGUGAAGGAGGUGUAUCGAUACCAUUAGCCGAAGUGGUAGACUCCUUCCAUGUUUUCUACAGCACGUCGGGUAACCAAGGUUUACUUGGUCAAGCAUCCAAGCAGCAGCUAGAGAACGAUUUUGGUUCUAGCAAAGACGUAGAUGUCGUGGAGAUCAUCCUGAAGAAAGGAAGAGAUCAGCCUGGAGACGCAAUUUCCAGUCAGACAUUCAUAACCAAUGCUGCACGCGGUAGUGGUGUCAUUGACAGCAAAGGGAAAGGGUUGUCGGGUAUAUGA
Messenger RNA from Lentinula edodes (shiitake mushroom), 372 nucleotides. Its product is annotated as DUF1960-domain-containing protein. Lineage: Eukaryota; Fungi; Basidiomycota; Agaricomycetes; Agaricales; Omphalotaceae. The transcript is spliced from 4 exons. The coding region runs from base 1 to 372 and encodes 123 amino acids. The record is from RefSeq and is a predicted model, not a curated record.